AUGGGGCGUUUCAUUGGGUUCAUCCUCUUCCUCUGUGGGCUUCUGCUGCUUGUUCAUCCUACAGUUUCACUUCCCUUGUGCUCUGAUUCAACGGCGCCCUCUACUUUGAACUCUACAUUGGAGUUUUGUCCUUAUAAGGGGAGUGUUUGCUGCAACUCUACACAAGAUGGAGAUAUACAGAGACAAUUCCAAGGGAUGAACAUUUCUGAUCCUGCCUGUUCUUCCCUUGUUAAAUCCAUUGUCUGUGCGAGGUGUGAUCCAUUUUCGGGAGAUCUAUAUAUAGUCAAUUCCACGCCUAGAUCAGUUCCUCUUCUUUGCAACUCAACUUCAGAAAAUUCACCACAAUCCAACCAAGCAGCCACUGACUUCUGCUCUACAGUAUGGGAUACAUGCCAAAAUAUCACCAUUGUCAACUCCCCCUUUGCCCCUUCUUUACAGGGUCGAGCGGGAGUACCGACUAACUCGAGUACUAGCAAGCUCUCGGAUCUCUGGCUGUCGAAAACCGACUUUUGCAAUGCAUUUGGAGGAUCAUCCACUGAAGAAUCAGUCUGCUUUGUUGGUGAACCUGUUUCCCUUAACAAUACCAAACUUCCUAGCCCUCCAGAUGGCCUAUGUCUUGAGAAAAUUGGAAAUGGAUCUUACCUGAACAUGGUGGCUCAUCCUGAUGGAUCUAAUCGUGCAUUCUUCUCUAACCAAGCAGGCAAGGUUUGGUUAGCCACUAUUCCCGAGAUGGGGUCAGGAGGAAUGUUGGAGCUUGACGAAUCAAAACCGUUCGUAGAUUUAACCGAUGUAGUUAACUUAGAUACUCAAUUUGGCAUGAUGGGGCUUGCAUUUCAUCCAAAUUUUGCACAAAAUGGAAGGUUUUUUGCUUCUUUCAAUUGUGACAAAGUUAAGUGGCCAGGGUGUUCUGGAAGAUGUUCUUGUAAUUCUGACGUUAAUUGUGAUCCUUCUAAACUACCAUCUGAUAGCGGAUCCCAACCAUGUCAGCAUCAAAGUGUUGUUGCAGAGUACACUGUAAACGGCAGUGCAUCCCAGCCUUCAUUGGCAACAACUGCAAAACCAACAGAAGUGAGAAGAAUAAUCACAAUUGGUCUUCCUUUUACCUCUCGUCAUGCAGGACAGAUACUCUUUGGGGAAGAUGGUUACCUUUACUUCAUGAUGGGCGAUGGCGGCGGUCAAGGUGGUGAUCCUUACAACUUUUCCCAGAACAAGAAGUCGUUGCUUGGAAAGAUUAUGAGGCUUGAUAUCAAUAACAUUCCAAGUUCAGAAGACAUUAAUAAACUUGAUCUAUGGGGAAACUAUUCUAUUCCUAAAGACAACCCAUUUGUUGAAGAUCAAAGUGCACUGCCAGAGAUAUGGGCUUACGGAUUGAGAAAUCCCUGGCGCUGCAGUUUCGAUUCAGAAAGACCUUCCUACUUCAUGUGUGGAGAUGUUGGGCAGGAUCGAUUCGAAGAGGUGAACAUCAUCUCAAAGGGUGGAAACUAUGGCUGGAGUGUUUAUGAGGGUCCUCUUUUGUUUGUUCCAAAUUCAUCCCCUAAAGAAUCCACACCUAUAGAUUCCAUAAAUCCAAUCUUUCCUGUGAUGGGCUACAACCAUUCUACCAUAAACAAGAACACAGGUUCAGCAUCGAUAACGGGGGGUUAUUUCUAUCGGUCUAACACUGAUCCGUGUUUGUACGGAAGGUACUUGUAUGCAGAUUUGUAUGCUUCUGCUAUUUGGGCAGGAACCGAAACCCCAAAGAACAGUGGGAACUUUACCACAAAUGAUAUUCCUUUCAGUUGUGCUCCUGAUUCUCCCAUACCUUGUAGUUCCACUCCAGGAAGCCCUCUUCCAGCUUUGGGCUAUGUCUUUUCAUUUGGUGAGGACAAUGACAAGGACAUUUACGUUCUAACUAGCAGCGGUGUCUACAGGUUCGUCCCGCCAAGUCGUUGUAAAUACACUUGCUCGUUGGAAAACGUAACAACAACAGUUGGAAGCUUGAGUCCAACGCCGUCACCUCCGUCUCAUGCUAGUCGGUCAACGAACUCAUGGAGCAGCCUGGUGCUCCUACUGCUGCUGCUUUUCACUUGUAGCUGAUUACAUGGUUGAUAUGGAAGGGCACUGGUAUGUACUAAUGGAAAGAAAUCUGCUAUUUUUCUUCUUUCUUUGGUUUCUACCACUGUUUUGAGUUUAUCAUAAUUUAGUUGUUGUGUGAGAUAGUGUUCUGGUUGGGAUUUUGGAACAGGUUUUUUUUUUGGUGAAGCUCUUAAUUGUUGUUGUGGAACCUACAGAAUGUAUUAUGUAUAAGGCAUCCACAUCAUAAUAGAAUCACCCUCAAGAUUUGCUCCAAUAAGAAGUACUUCGUGCAUUGUUAUGGUUUA
Molecule: messenger RNA, 2360 nt
Organism: Cucurbita maxima (winter squash)
Lineage: Eukaryota; Viridiplantae; Streptophyta; Magnoliopsida; Cucurbitales; Cucurbitaceae
Product: HIPL1 protein-like
Exons: 7
Coding region: 1-2076 (691 amino acids)
Source: RefSeq, a predicted model, not a curated record